CUCCUCUGGGGAAGGGCCAGCCAGCAGCCAGGUGGUUGCAGCUUCUGCUAAAGUCAGAUCCUUCCCCUGAUGCUCCAGCUCCUCCCGGGAGUCCUUCUCCCCGCCACUCAGAGCCGCGAAGGCACAGGUGGUCCUGGUGCCCAGUUCCUGCUGCCACCAUGAUGGGCAAACUGCCCCUGGGUGUUGUUUCCCCUUAUGUGAAGAUGAGUUCAGGGGGCUGUGCAGACCCCCUGAAAUUCUAUGCCACCAGCUACUGCACAGCCUACAGUCGGGAGGGCUUCAAGCCCCAAGUCGGUCAGCACAAGGGUGCUGGCUACCAGUCGAAUUACCGACCCAUGAUCAACUACCACCCCAGCUUGGACACCCUGGAUAAUCCUGCCGUAGGAGAGCUGAUUAAGGAUAAUGCUCACUCAGUCUUUACUCAGAGCUACUGCCCGAUGGAGCUGCCGGAUGGCAGCUACCCACUAUCCUGGAGCGUGUACCAGCCUGGAUCCGGCUACGCUAAUGAGAAAACCCACUCCUGUCCCCCUUCCAAAGAGGUCAAGAAAGUCCAUUUCAAUACCCAGGACCACGGCCCACAGACCAUCCCAGGAUUGGAACCCAAGACUGUGCCAGUCCUCCACCAGAGUGUGGGCAAGGGAAGUUCUGACAUGGAGAAUUAUAGAUAUGGUCCCAGAUUUAUGACCUCUGAAUAUGCUUCCAAGUACCGCUAUGAAGUCCCUGCCCAGCCAGAUUUCCUCCAGAAGAAGACAAUCGGGGCCAAGGAGGAGUCGGGCUUUACAGAGCAGACCACCAAGAAUCCCGCAGCCUUCCAACCCCUCCCUGGAGAUCCUUUGCCUCCUCCCAGUAGAAGCACUACCAGGGCAGAUUUCAUCCCCAUGACCACCCCACACGGGGAUGAGUAUUUACCUGUACUGGCCAAAGGUUCUGAGAGAGAGACAGGCUUCAGCCGGCUGAAGGAGAAGGUCCUUCCCCCAGCCCCACCCCCUGGCCCUCUGAGUAUCUCUGAGCCUAGUAGUAUGAGUCACCGCCAGUACCAGGGCAAGCAGUGGAUGCCCCAGACCACCAAUGCCAUGCUGGGACGGGAGAUUCUAGGGUCCAAGGAGCCCUCUGGCUUCAGCACCAACAAUCCUGGCUAUAACCGGGGUCCCCCUGACCCUGAUUGUAGAUUUCUGACCACCUACAACCAAAGAUACUUUAAGAAUAUUCCCCAGGGGCCGGACCGGGAAGGUUGGACCCGAGGAGGAAUCCAGCCCCAGAAGCCUGGUGGCUAUGGGAUUAACCAGCCUGUCACUCAGCAUAACAUAGAGAGUUACCACAAUCCCACAGAAACCUUUAGGAGAUCACACCCCCAUGUGGGCAGAACCCUGACAGCCCUGGAUCCCUUCUACAGAGACAACCCUCACAGCCCAGGCUUUUCUGCCCUGCAUGCCCCAUCCUGAGCUGGUUGUGUCCAGCCCAGGCAGAAGAUAAGAGCUGGGCACAUGGUCUCUUAACUCCCCAACCCCCCCCAAUGGGGCACCUUACCUGCUACUUUUCUAAGGAAAUAAAGAGAUAAUAUUCCA
Molecule: messenger RNA, 1565 nt
Organism: Phascolarctos cinereus (koala)
Lineage: Eukaryota; Metazoa; Chordata; Mammalia; Diprotodontia; Phascolarctidae
Gene: SAXO4
Product: stabilizer of axonemal microtubules 4
Molecular function (GO): phosphatase binding
Source: RefSeq, a predicted model, not a curated record